Molecule: messenger RNA, 5326 nt
Organism: Stegastes partitus (bicolor damselfish)
Lineage: Eukaryota; Metazoa; Chordata; Actinopteri; Pomacentridae
Product: myosin heavy chain, skeletal muscle
Exons: 23
Coding region: 15-3443 (1142 amino acids)
Cellular component (GO): myosin filament; cytoplasm; myosin II complex
Molecular function (GO): actin filament binding; microfilament motor activity
Source: RefSeq, a predicted model, not a curated record
GAAGAGUCACCGAGAUGAUGUCUGCGAGGCACCGUCGGCGUUGCCACUCCCUCUCUGAUGAGGCUGAGGAGACCAAUGGGAACCAUGCAGAUCCUGGACCAGAACCAGAAGCUGACGAGCUGGACUGGGACAGCUACAGCACCACACUGGAGCACAGAUUAGCAGCUGAGCAGGAGAGUGCCCAGGCGUCCGAGCAGCGCUGCGCCCAACUGGAGAAGGCCCGGCGUGAGCUGGAGCGGCAGCUGUCAGGCCUCUCAGACCGGCUGGAGGAGGAGGAGGUCUGCUCAGCCCAGUUGGCCCUCCACAGGGACAGGCUGGAGGCCGAGUGCGGCAGCCUCCGACGAGACCUGGACGACCUGGAGGGCGCCCUGACGGCGGCUGAGAACGACAAACAGUCGUCACACAACGAGGUGAGGAGACUGUCGGAGCAGCUUUUUCAGAAGGACGAGGCGGUGCAGAAGCUCCAGAAGGAGAAAGAACAUCUGGUGGAGCUCAGCCAGCAGGCCAUUGAGGACCUGCAGAGUGAAGAGGAGAAAGUGAACCUGCUGACCAAAGAGAAAACCAAGCUGCAGAUGCAAGCUGAGGACUUGGAGUACCAGCUGGAGCAGGAGCGCCGUCAGCGUGGUGAGCUGGAGAAGAGCCGGAGGAGGCUGGAGGGCGACAGCAGAUCAACACAGGAGAGUCUGGGAGAGAUGGAGAGGAUGAGGAGUGGUCUGGAAGACCUCAUCAAAAGGAAAGACCUGGAGAUCAACAGUACCAGCUCCAAGCUAGAAGCAGAGGAGGCCCUCAACAUCGGACUGCAGAGGAAGAGCAAGGAACUACAGGCCCGCAUUGAGGAGCUGGAAGAGGAGCUGGAGGCAGAGCGGGCCAUGAGAACCAAGGUGGAGAAGCAGAGAGCAGAUCUCACCAGAGAACUGGAUGAUCUCACGGACCGGCUUGAGGAAGCAGGAGGGGUCACGGCCUCACAGAUGGAAGUGAACAAGAAGCGAGAGGCCGAGCUCCAGCGCCUGAGACGAGACCUGGAGGAGUCCUCCGUCCAGUCUGAAGCGUUUGCUUUAUCUCUGAGGAAGCGGCACAGCGAUGUUGUGGCAGAGCUGAGCGAGCAGUGUGAGGCUCUGCAAAGGACCAGAGCCAAACUGGAGAAGGAGAAGCAGAAUCUGAGAAUGGAGGUGGAUGAGCUGGCCGCUUCACUGGAUACUCUACAGAAAGCCAAGACGUCCUCAGACAGCCAGCUGAAGAAGCUGGAUGAGCAGCUGUUUGAGGCCAACAGGAGAGGAGAUGAGCUGCAGAGGACCCUCACUGAGCUCAGUGUGGCCAAGAACAGACUCACAGCCGAUAAUGCAGACGUGAGUCGACAGAUGGAGGAGGCGGAGGGCAGAGCGAGCCAGCUGACCCGCUCCAAGACUCUGCUCCAGUCCCAGCUGGAGGAGCUGAAGAAACAGCUGGAUGAGGAGGUCAAGUGUAAGCAGGCGGCCAGCAGCAGCCUGAGCUCAGUGCGGCAGGAGUGCGAGGUGCUGAGGGAGCAGCUGGAGGAGGAGCAGGAGAGCAAGCAGGAGAUGCAGCGCCUCGUUUCCAAACUCAACAGUGAGGUGACGCACUGGAGGACCAAACACGAGGCAGACGCAAUCCAGCACGCAGACGAGCUGGAGGAGACCAAGAAGAAGCUGGCGAGCAGGCUUCAGGAGGCUGAGGAGGCCGUGGAAGCCACCCAGGCCAAAUGUUCCUCACUGGAGAAAACCAAACAGAGACUGCAGGGAGAGGUGGAGGACCUCUGCAUGGACCUGGAGAAGGCCAGCGGCUGCGGUCAGACUCUGGAUAAGAAGCAGAGGGUGCUGGAGAAGCAGCUCGGGGACUGGAAGCAGAAGUGUGAGGAGCUGGUGACCGAGGUGGAGGGCUGCCAGAAGGAGAGCAGGCUACAUGCUGCCGAGCUGUUCAAGCUCAAGACGGCUCAUGAAGAGUCUCUGGAGCAGCUGGAGGCUCUACGUAGAGAGAACAAGGCCUACCAGGAGGAGAUAGCUGACCUAACAGACCAGCUGUCAGAUGGAGGUAAGAGUGUCCACGAGCUGCAGAAAGCAAAAAAGAAGAUUGAGAUGGAGAAAGAAGAGCUACAGGCCUCACUGGAGGAAUCUGAGGCAGCUUUGGAGGCUGAAGAGACCAAGGUGCUGAGGUUGCAGCUCGAGUUGUCUCAGGCUAAAGGAGACCUGGAGCGCCGACUGCAGGAGAAGGAGGAGGAGAGUGAAGCUGCCAGGAAAAGCCACCAGAGGGCGCUAGAGUCUCUGCAGGCCAGUCUGGAUGUGGAGGUGAAAGGCAGAGCAGAGGGACUGAAGUUAAAGAAGAAACUGGAAACCGACAUCAAUGAGCUGGAGCUGCAGGUGGACCUGCUCACCAAGAACAACGCAGAGCUCAGCAAAAACAGCAAGAAGAUGCAGCAGCAGAUUAAGGAGCUGCAGGCCCAGCUGGAGGAGGAGGUGAGGGGCCACGAGGAGCGCAGGGAGGAGCAGGCUGCCCUGGAGCGACGCUGCGCUCUGCUGAUCAGCGAGAGCGAGGAGACCCGGGCAGCGCUGGAGAACGCAGAGAGAGCCCGGAAGUCCUCGGAGACAGAGCUGCUGGAGGCCAGCGAGAAGUACAGCGACCUCAACAACCAGUUCCAGUUGGCUCUGAGCGGAAGGAGAAAGCUGGAGGUGGAUCUUCAGACUUUGCAGCAGGAGCAUGAGGAGCUCCAGGCAGAGCUGAGAGGAUGCACAGACAAGGCCAAGAAGGCCAGCUGUGAGCUGGCGCGAGUCGGGGAGGAGCUGCGUCUGGAGCAGGAGCACACACUCCACCUGGAGAGAGUGAAGAAAGGUCUGGAGGCCCAGAUCAAAGACAUGAGCGGCAGACUGGACGAGGCCGAGCAGAUGGCUCUGAAAGGAGGGAAGAAGAUCAUCCAAAAGCUGGAGGGGAAGGUGAAGGAGCUGGAGCUGGAGCUGGACUCGGAGCAGAAGCGGCACGCCGAAACGGUGAAGACGCUGCGGAAAAACGAGCGUCGUCUGAAGGAGCUGCUGUUCCAGUCGGAGGAGGACCAGAAGAAUCAGCAGAGGAUGCAGGAGCUGGUGGAGAGGCUGCAGAACAAGAUGAAGGCAUACAAGAGACAAGUGGAGGAGGCUGAGGAGCAGGCUAACAUGAACCUGGCCAAGUACAGGAAGACCGUCCACGAGCUGGAUGAUGCUGAGGAGCGUGCUGACAUCGCUGAGUCAGCACUUACCAAGAUCAGAACCAAGAACAGAGGCAGCUUUGGCAAAGGAUACUCUUCUGGUUACAGCACCCCCUACCCCGGCCUGGUCCGCUCGCCCAGCUCUGCCGGCUCGGAGGGCAGAGGAGAGAAGAUCCUCAACGAUGACAACGAGUCCGUCAGCUCCCUCAUCCCGGCCUAUCUCAACUCCCUCAAGAAGCUCAUGAUUGAUUAGGGAGAUGGCUGCGACGUCAGCUUUUCAGAAAUACGAAUCUGCAUCAUCCGAUGGCAGCUCUGAUGUCUUCUGAAGAAGUGAAGCGCAUGAAGUUUGAAACAUCAGAGAGGCUCAGCGUGUAGUUUCACCGUACAUUCAGGUCAUUGGAUGUGCGUCACCUGUUUGUGAACACUGUACAUUCCUAUAGAAUUUUUCUACUAUGUACUUAUUGCUUCCUCUUUGCGUGUAAGAUCACAUUCCAGCUUUCUUAUACCCUUUCACAUCCCUUCAGACUGUUAGAUUUGUGUGUAAAAAGCUGAUUGAAUUUGCAAAAAUAUUCUGCAUGUGUUUGAAAUUCACAUUUAAGUGAUACUUUAUUACAGUGAUCAUUUAUAAGUCAUUUAUUAGGCGAUCAGUUAAUGAUGACAGUGUCAGCAGAUCCUUAAAAAAGCUAAAAGGUUUAACAUUUUUAGAAAAUACAACCAUAAAUGUCCUAAAAAUUUUAUUUUCUCAGCUGUUUGUGCACGUUUGUCCUGGUUCUUACAAUGGAACUAAUCAUGUUUUUAUCAUUUUAUGUGGGAUUUUGCACACGACUGUUAAAUAAAGACACAUAAUGCCGAUAAGAUUUAGCACAUUUUCAGACUAUUUAGUGACCAAGCACUAAUCUUUAUUGUUUACUUCUCUUUUGUUUGAUUUCACUGUAUAAUUAGAUUUUUAUUCUUCUCAUGCGUUAAUAACUGUCUUAUCUCUCACCAUCAACCAUGGGCUGGACAGAAGACAUAAAUGUCACAUCGUUUUGAGGACCGAGUCAUCGUGCCCAAGCAUUAUGCUAUCAGCUAACACUAGUGCUAGCUUACUUGGCUAACACUAAUUCACCUUAACUGUCAUAUUAAAUCGGAUGCUAAUUUUUUCCCCUUUCUUUGGGGAAACAUACCAACUAUUAGGGUUCAUUGUACACAUUCUUCUUGGAAAUACAGUUGCAUCUCAUGCGCAUUCAAAUAAGAUAGAAAAAUAAACAUUUCUUUACCAAAAAAAAUAAAUUUUAAAUCUAUAUCCCGUUAACUGAAGACUACAGUUAACUGAAGAUCAAGUCAUGAUUACAAUGAUUCGAAAACUGACUAAAACAACCUGACAAAAAGCAGAACUGUGGAAAAUGCAUUGCCUACCACAAAACAACGAGUCUAUUAUAUAAUAUCUACUUAAUGAUGGAGUUAUUUUCAAAGUGACCUCCAGCACACUGAUCAGAUGCAGUGACUUUAACUAAAGACGUCAUGCUGAGAGAAGUUUAUGCUUUUUUAAUUGCAGUCUACUGGAGUGAGAGGUGUUUUAAAAUACAAAUACAGCGCAAUGAUAUUAUGAAUAUGUGUCGUGUGGUUUUAAAGCAAAUAACGACAUCAAGAUAAAUGAUUUCUCAAUGACUGAGUUCAUCAUUAACUAAUAGCUUAUAAAUGACUUCAUCAUUAUUAAGCGCUACUAAGAUGUCAUCAUUACGUGGGUCAAGAAUUUCAGUGUAUUUUACCUAAACUACGUGUAUCUCUGUCUGAACUGUUAACCACAGCUUUAUUAUCAGCGCCUAAACCUGUAACGAGGCUCGACCAAAUCAUUUACUGUUAAAUGUGAAAAUGUGUUUUUUAGGAAAUAAAGAACUUUUUUCAUUUAUGGUGUUUUUUUCUACUUAUUCCCAUUUCGGUAGUCAAAAGAAGAACAAGCAUGUUGUGACAUAAGAUACAUAUUUUCCAUUUUAUUGAUGAAAAAUGCUGAACUUUAGCUGUUAAUAUACAAAAAAAAUGUCUCAAUACUCUUCUCUCAGUGGUCAAGUAGUACUAAGCAGUAAUACUGGACAGGACAUGUUGUAAAAGAGCAGUUUGUACAGCAUGGAGCUUCUGCAGGCAGCAGCACGGACA